Neoarthrinium moseri is the source of this 996-nucleotide messenger RNA. RefSeq lists its product as uncharacterized. The record is from RefSeq and is a predicted model, not a curated record. The transcript has 3 exons. Lineage: Eukaryota; Fungi; Ascomycota; Sordariomycetes; Amphisphaeriales; Apiosporaceae. The coding region runs from base 1 to 996 and encodes 331 amino acids.
AUGACUACCACUUCACUCUAUGACCAGGACGGCGAAUGGUAUUGGGGGAUAGUGAAUACCGAUAAGCACUGGAAAUUCCUGCGGGAUGCUCCGACCAUUACCAAUGAAGCACUUUCCUCAGUUCUCUCGAACGGUAAAGGCGGAGGAGUGCCUACCAAAUUGGUUGCAGCAAGGCCUAGAGACCCUCCCUUGCCACUCCCCACACCUCCGCCGCCCGCUGUGCAACGAUUUGCACAAGCAAUGCAGAAUGGAACCGAUCUAGAACAAGCAAUGCAGACCCUGCUGGACAUUGGCGUUGACACACCCGAGCUGAUUUACCAAGCCACUAUUGAGGAGUCUGUCGAGCUAAUGCUGGGUGACACUGUCCUCGUCAACGCGGCCGAAGAAGGAGCGGCUUGCCUCGAGGACAUCCUGGUGACGUGCGGGACUGACCUCUUGGAGGCCUUGGGACUUCUGGUUAUGACAGUCGCGACUGCGACUACCCUUUCACGCCACCUGCGGCAACCCAAAGAGCGUCGCGGCCCUGUCACCCUAUUCUCCGUGUCAAAGGGAGAGUUUUCUCUUACGUUUACCAACCUGACCGGGGAAGACUGGACCCGUGCAUCGUAUGGCGUGCAAGACGAUAUGACCGACCGUGUGACCACGUUGCCGGAUACGACACUCAAAGGCGCGCACGGAAUGAUGGGAAAACAGAGUCUCCAAUGGCACUACUUCGUGCCGGAUGUUGGCAUGGGCGAGGCGAACGGCUUCGUUGUUUGGCGGUCUCCAGGUGGUGUUAAUCUUGGGGUGAACAUCCAUAUCCCCGUCCAGUCCUGGCAUAUGGGUACCUCGCCUUACUACGAGGUGUCUGUGCCAGACCAAAAAUCUGGGCAGUUCUACCAGGCCAAGGAGCCGGCGGAGAUAUUCACCUGGUCAGGCUCUGGCUAUAAGAUGACUGUUUCACCGCAAGCAGGUGGUACUUCUUUCCAAGCCGACGUCAAGUUCGAGAAGGCCUAG